Molecule: messenger RNA, 333 nt
Organism: Cavenderia fasciculata
Lineage: Eukaryota; Evosea; Eumycetozoa; Acytosteliales; Cavenderiaceae
Exons: 1
Coding region: 1-333 (110 amino acids)
Source: RefSeq, a predicted model, not a curated record
AUGAAAAAGAACACUCUAAUCUAUGAAGAAAUUAUUGAAAAGACAGAAAAGGAAGGUGAAGAGGACCAUUUGAUCUACCAAAAAAGAAUCGAUGCUUUGGAAUUGGAAAAGAAAAAGGAUCGUCAAAAGUAUGAAGAUAUGAUUGAAAAGUUGGAAAAGGAAAUAAAAGAGUACUAUAUGAUGAAUCAACAAACGAUUAUCGAUUGUGAAAAAAAAAGACAUAAUGACCGUUCCAUGUGUGACCAAAAAAUUGUUGCUUUGGAAAAGGAAAUGACUGUAUAUCGUCUAAAGAAUGAACAAUCAAUUGAAGAUAUAAAGAGAAAAAGUAGAUAA